AUGUCCAGCCAGAAUAUCAUCAUCCCCGCCAGCUAUGUCACGGAGGCAUCCAGUGAGAUUCUCAUCACGAACCACCCUCCCUCUAGCGCUGAAGUCACACCGAUCCAAAUUGUGACCCUAAACCGGCCGAAAAAGCUCAAUGCCAUUACUGGAACAAUGAUUGAGACACUUAUCAACUUCUUCAGGACGGUGCAUCUAGAUGAUCGCGUCAAGGUCGUCAUCCUGACAGGAGCCGGCGACAAGGCCUUCAGCGCCGGCAUCGAUCUUAGCAUGGACACGAGCAAGCUGAAGAACACAGUCCCUUCCAAACUGAUGAGAGACCCAGGUGGCACGCUUGCGCUUUCCAUGCUCGACUGCAGCAAGCCAGUCAUCGUCGCCUACAACGGUUUAUCUGUUGGCAUCGGCAUGACAUCGACCCUCGCGGGCACUAUCCGGAUUGCCCCGCGAACUGCCCAAUUCGGCUUCCCAUUUGCUCGUAUCGGUCUCACGAUGGAAUCCUGCAGCUCCUUCUUCCUCCCUCGAAUGGUCGGCUACAGCAACGCGACAUAUCUGCUGGCGACGGGUAAAAGGUAUCCCGCCGAUGCGUCGGUGCUGCAGGGCAUCUUUGCAGAGAUUGUGCCAGAGUCAAGGGAUGUCUUGCCGCGCGCUAUAGAACUGGCGACCGACAUGUUGACCAACGUCAGCUUGAUGGCUGUUCAUCUCAAUCGCCAGCUCAUUUGGCGGAAUCCUGGUUCUGCAGAGCACGCACAUCUCGUCGAUAGCCCCCUCUUAUACGACAUGUUUGGUGGAGAGGACCACCUCGAGUUCAAAAACGCUUUUUUCGGGAAGCGAGCGCCUAGCUUUCACGCCCAAGUGUCUACUGAUGCCCCGCGCACAUAUCCUUGGUGGGAUGCAGUAUCUGUCGAAGUCCCAGCAACCGCGGAGAAGCCUGCGAAGAGCAAAAUUUGA
Messenger RNA from Akanthomyces muscarius, 948 nucleotides. RefSeq lists its product as uncharacterized. The record is from RefSeq and is a predicted model, not a curated record. Bases 1 to 948 code for a protein of 315 amino acids. NCBI's taxonomy places the organism in Eukaryota, Fungi, Ascomycota, Sordariomycetes, Hypocreales, Cordycipitaceae. The transcript has 3 exons.